AUGUCUCAAGCAAAGAAGGCACUAGAUGCCGUCAAAAAGUUAAUGACGAUGUUGGACUUUGCUGGUAAUAAUUGGAGCAUUGAGGGUUAUCAAAAGGCUUUCAUUAACAAUCUAGUGGGCCUCCAGAAUCAAAUGCAGGAAGUUCACGACAAUGUUAAAUUGCUAAAGCCGGACUCAAACCAAGAGGCCUCCGCCGAUGGGAGGAUAGAAAAGUCAUACCCCGAUGAGAUGAACGAACUGGUCCGUGGGAUAUUCUAUCUGUGCCGUGACUUGGCUGUGAGCUUCCAAGCUCUUGCGGAUUAUGCGGCACCUGAGGGCAGUCUAUCUUCCAAGCCCUACUUGGCUUUGUGA
Aspergillus pseudotamarii is the source of this 351-nucleotide messenger RNA. RefSeq lists its product as uncharacterized. Lineage: Eukaryota; Fungi; Ascomycota; Eurotiomycetes; Eurotiales; Aspergillaceae. The transcript is spliced from 3 exons. The record is from RefSeq and is a predicted model, not a curated record. The coding region runs from base 1 to 351 and encodes 116 amino acids.